AUGGCCAACCAGGAGACUCAGUCAUUUGAGGACGAAGUGGCACUUGUACGAUGUCUUGACGAAUUAAUUAACCUUCGUAUGACAGGCGAACCGACCGAUAUGAUGAUGGAGGUAAGUUCAUAAAUAAACUUCACUGUUCUUUUCUCAUUUUAAGCUACAGGACGAGGCCAACCAGGAGACUCAGUCAUUUGAGGACGAAGUGACACUUGUACGAUGUCUUCCCGAGUUAAACAACCUUCGUAUGACAGGCGAACUGACCGAAACGGUUAUAGAGGUAAGUUCAUAAAUAAACUUCACUGUUCUUUUCUCAUUUCAAGCUACAGGACGAGGCCAACCAGGAGACUCAGUCAUUUGAGGACGAAGUGACACUUGUACGAUGUCUUCCCGAGUUAAACAACCUUCGUAUGACAGGCGAACUGACCGAUAUGAUUAUAGAGGUAAGUUUAUAAAUAUACUUUACUGUUCUUUUCUCAUUUCAAGCUACAGGACGAGGUCUCACUGCAUGUACACAGGUUAAUUUUGGUCUGCAGAAUACCCUCCCUACGUGAAUCCUUAUGUACAAUGCAUAGGCAAAAGAAGGCUGUCCUUCAGUGGCCAAAGGCUUCCUCUGAGUAAUCACUAGUGUUAUACUUCAACUGCUGCCCAGAGUCGCUAGACCGCUAAUCGAUUAUGUCUACACGGGCCAGCUGGAAGUCAAUGAGGCCAAUGCUACUGGUCUGAUUGUGCUGUCGCAGCAACUCGUAAUGCCUCAGGUGGAAGAGUGGGCGGUGAGUUUUAUGGCCGCCAGGUAGGUGUUACCGAACUCUCUUGAACUCCCAGGUUCAACGCCGAAAACAUAAAAAAAUAUUGGGACCUCGCACAGUUGCUUAAGAGCGAACAGCUAAUGAACGCCUGUUUUCAGCACAUAAAGACAAACUUUGAAGCCACGGUUGCGAGUGACUUGUUCAUCGAGCUGCCAGCUGACGCUGUCUUGUCCAUACUGAGUGCAGAUGACCUCAUCGUGGAGAGUGAGGAGAUCGUCUUCAAAUCGAUUGGGCUUUGGGUAAGUUCACCUGACGAAGUUAAAGAAACGCGACUGGUGCACGCGGAGGCGAUGCUGCGAGAAGUGCGAUGGAAGCAAGUUGAUGCAGACUUUAGAUGCAGACUAUUUAAUGAAGAAGGCUUCUGGAAUAAAUGUGUGGGAUGUUUGUAAGUCGCGGAAGCCUUUCUAACCUCUUUAAUUAUUUGAGAAACCUUAUAGGUCGCGCAAUCACCUGGAUCGAACAUCCGUCCUCGAGAGUGGAUAGAGAGUGUCCGUUUAAUGAUAAACGCAGAAGGCCUCUGGGUGGCAUCUGCCUCGUCGAGAAAGCAGAAACUGGUUGGAAGUACUUGGUCGAGUACGAUGUCGACGCAAACACUUCGAAGCCACUAGCAGAUGUAACACGUUCGUAUGGCGGAGUUUUCGUUGCCAUUGAGAGUGAGUUUCGUCCAUUGGAACUUAUUGGGAACUUUUUGGGAGGCCUGUCAGCUGUCAUACAUGUCUUUGUUUAUUUUUGACUGUCACCUGGAAUAGAUGUGGAACGCGGACUUGCAGAGGGGGCUAGUCGUUAAGUGGCUUGUCUUAUGAUUACCGGCGGGAAGACAGGUUCAGAUGGUCGUGUACGACUGUGUGGGGCAGGUAUGUCGGAGCUGAAGUCGGUCGAGUGGCUUCAGGUCAGCGCGUGUGAAACGGCUCGCUGCAAGGGGGUGAAUGACCUUGAGGCGGCGAGGCCUUGGGCGGGGACACCAGGCAGCCAUGAUGACUGUAGGCAACACUGAUAUUCUCCCGACCAAUACCACAUGCUGUUCCAACCGUCCUCGAUUUUGCCCUAGCGAAUGUUAUUCGUCCGUUGUGUACUUGCAUACUGAACGCAGUUCACAUAUGCCAAUCUUGACAACCAUCUGUCUGCGGUUGUUCUGUUUAGACAUUCGUUUCUCGGCAAAUUCAUAAGGGAUGACAGUGUUUCGCACAUAAAACAUAGUCUUUCGAAUACUGGCCAGAAAUCUUUUGCUAUUGUAUAAGCCUGUGGUACAAGAGCGGUAGUCGUUGUAAAGCAGCAUGUCUGUGCCAGAUCCUCUGACUUAAUGAGAACACUCAUUGUGGGGUAAUUUAUCGCCUUUUCAUGCAUUUUUUCUCACACAGCCGACGCCUUUCGUUGAUGUCCUUGACACUCGUUUUCGUAUCUCCUCACUUCGCCUCUUAUUGCAUUGGAAACAGGCUGCAUCUUCGCGAUUGGAGGAAAUUCACAUGACGGCAGCCUUCCAAAUGUUGACAAAUUUGAUACUAAGGAACUUCAGUGGAGGGAAUGUGCGCCGCUCUCCACGGGACGCCUAGAACAUGCGGCAGUUGUCGUCCCAGUCGGGCAGGAAAAGGUGAUUUGUGUCUUCGGAGGAGAGAACAGUCAGUACCAGUGUCUCGACACAUGUGAAGUCUACUCUCCACAUGAAGACAAGUGAGUAUGCUGGCUGUGGUAGCCGCAUAAUAAAGUACAUGUCGAUUGUGUUCACCGCCAAAAAGGAGGCAGGCUUGAAUGAAUUUUUCUGCCGUAUGAGUGGGAUGGUUGUUAAUCAACUGUGCUCUUCUCGCAGACUCGAGGCCUCAGGGCAUUACGCGCUGCAUUAAGACACCGCGUCUAUCCUCCGAUUAAUCUCCUGUCUUAACUUGGCCUCUAUUUGCUCAGACUUGGCUUUAGUCAAAGGCAAUCGUCUACAGCCAUUAAUAUGAUCUCACUUUCUGACCGAAAGUCCUUAAGAUUUUUGAAAAUCAGAAAGGUCUCUGGUGUAGUUUAAUAGUCUAUUUCUUCCGUAUUCUUUCUCAGGUUCCACAGGCGUUACUUGUAAGUUCAUUAAGGAUUAAGCGAUAUUGAUUCGGCAGUUUUUGCCGAAACUGUACAUUUGGUCUAAGAAUACAUGAAAUUGGCUGAAAAUUUCGACUAAAGAAGUGUGCACAUGAAGUGCCCAAAACGCGAAAAUGUUUGAUGCUACCAACUGCAUCUGAGCGACUUUUACUGCACUGGGCAUUUUCCUAAGAAGAGUGGUUUGAUUGAAAUUUGUGGUUAAGGACGGCGACCUACUGGUAAGAUUUGAGGCCAUAAAACCUGCCAAAACCUUCAGAAGUGGGGCAAUCAUCUCCACUCCACCCCACCCCACUCUUCGAGACUCAAAAGUGGCCCUAAUAAAUAUAGCUAGGCGUCUUUGGGGGUCUCAGAUCUCAUACUGGUUAGACUGCGAUGAAUUUUAUACUAAAGCUAUUUCGGGCUGUACAUCAGUUCUGGGUAGUUCCGAAUAGUUUGAUCAGGUGGCAUCCUUCUGAAGCUUGAAGGUUUAGAAGCCUGUAUGUAAUUUUAUGGUGAGGAAGCCGAACACUGAAUCGACCUCAUUUUCUCCUCACCCAUGUGCCAGCAGCCCGUUCGUUAAGAACUGCUUUAAGUCCAGACCGGACGCAUUGAAACCGCUCUCGCCUACCACGUUACGCGUACGUGCCUAAAUCUCAGUAGUAGGAGCAACGAAUGACACAUUAAUGAGUAGCCAUUGCAGCCUGGUCCUCGAUUCAAUAGGUGGCAGAGUUUUCAUAUCAUCUGACACCCCCCGCCUGUGUUACGUUUCUAAACGCGCUUUUUGUCGGCUUUAAGUUCGUUGCAAUUGCCCUGCUGACUGGAUUCUCAUAAGUAGACCACCGUUGCAGUGACAUAACUGAAUCACCCUUUUUACCGUCGCCCUCAUUUCAGAUGGUAUAAACUACCUGGUUUAAAAGAAAAAAGGCAAAACUCUACCGCUGUUGCACUGCCGGACGGUCGCGUGUUUGUGAUUGGCGGCCAAUGUAGUGGCAAAUCGUUGUCCACUGUGGAGAUGUGUCAUUUACGAGAACCAGCAGACUGGCGCGGACCAGGAAAGUCAUCGGACAGCUUUUGGAAGGCUGCUGCUCCCAUGAUAUACGCAAAUAACCCACGCACAGCAGUGGCAUUCAAGGGCGGCAUCUUUGUUGCCUGGAUCAUCAACAGUAUGUAUCAUUCUUCAGUACGAGUUGAUGUCUUCGUCCCGCCCGACAACCGGCGACCCUUGGGACAGUGGACAUUCCUCACUAAUAGUACCUUGAAUGAGUCUUUUGUUGCUCUCGCAGUUCACCAGGACAGACUAUUUCGUUUCCGUAAGUCCACAGUCCUGCCUCCCCAAUGACUUGAAUUUACUGUCCUUGAGACGGCCUCAGAUCGACUGAAGGGCUACUGAUCAUGAGGCGUUUGACUGUCAAGAUGGUCUAAUGCAAUCUGCUACUUUCAUCCUUUUAGGCAUUCCCCCCGUAUUCUUAUCACAACUAAAAGAUCGGAAGGGCACUGCUGGACAGUCUGGUUCAGUGUACUUUUGUCAGUGCAUUUUCGUGCAACGGCGAUCCACUUUCAUUGCGAAACCCUCGGCUUAAGUCCGUCUCACACGGCUCACGUGGUCUGAACCGUAUAGGGACAUAUAGGCUUUAUAUAUACAUAUAUAUACGUCCCGUUCAUUAUGCCCAAAAGCUGACGAAGAAGAAAAAGAGGCGAUGCCAUGGACCACACUGUUUUCGUGCUGACGUUUCGGAAACUUCCUCGUUUCCAUCAUCAGAGUAGUGGUAGGGUGUUUGUUCCUGCUAGCCCAGAGUUGUUCUGUCUCGCCGCCUGUCUCUUGUUAUAGGCAUGUCUGAUACACGAACUCUGACCUGCUUGCUGGCGGGCGAUUUGUUUAGGUCUCCACGUGGCCGACCGCUGGGGCGCUGGUGUGACCUCUGCCCCCUGCCCGGCCACUGUUGUUGCUGCUAGGUCCGUGUGCCCGUGGGCCCUCCCCCCAUAAUUUGACGGGCUGAUCAGCUGCCGUUGCAUGUGGGAAUCGCGGUCGGCUGUUUGGGGACGUCGGUGGAUCGGUCUCGCCUCAGUCGUCUGACACCCGGCUGGCUAUCUACCCCUGCUGUGAAGGCGGGCUGCCAAAACUGCAUAAACCGGGAGUACCUCUACUCCCCAUAGUCUCAUUACGCGGCACCCCGACCUUUGGACUGUCGAAAUGGCUUUAUCAACGCACGUGGUUCUGAACGUUGAAGUCCUCGGUCAUCUGGUCUUUCAUAUAGUCGAGCCAUAAUUCACCCCACGCUAGCGUGGUUUUGAGCUGGACUAUGACUGUAUGGAGACAGCGUAAAAUAACCCGGGGUAUUAUCGUUCCACUUUCCCCUUGUUCAAUGACAACUAUGCUUUUGCGUAUUUCUUUUAGCCUAGCUUUUUUGCGUCCGACUGAACGAUUGGGAAUUGCCUAGUUUUUGUAGUAUGCUGCCUCAUUAAAAAGACAAAGCAUUCUGAAGGCUGAAGUACCCAAUAUCGAUCAGACUCUGUGAGCUUGCUCCGUCCUGUGGCUGGCCGAAACGGGACAAAUUGCGUGAUACCAGUCGACGGUACUUUGUCCGACAUGAUAAGGUUGUUUUCAUUCAUAAACUACAGUAGAUGUGCUUAUUCAUGAAAUGUCAAGCAAAAUUUCGAAAUGCGUUCUUGUUUCGAAAAGAUAAAUACAGUAGUGUUGUAAACCUAAUCAUGACGUAGCAUAAAAUCAAUAAUGAUCCAGUUACCUCAAGGUGUCGGCUUUCGAAAGAACUUAUUGUCGGCUGCAUGCAGGAUCUAUGCUCUGCAAACAAUGACUGCAUAAGUAGUUUGCAAUUUUCUCAUUGAUUUUCGAAGCCCUUAAGAUUUUUUAAUACCGUUAAAUGGCCAUUCAUGAAACGUAAUGUAUCUGCAUUUACGAAUGUGGCUUUUAAAGUUAACAAUAUUGCUCAAAUCCACUGCUUAAUUUUUUGAACUGCAUAUGUUCUCCUCUUAAAACCGUAGAGAAAUGCAUGGUUUUCCGUACACGGAAAAAAAACAGCUUGUAGUUUUGAAGCCCUGAAUGCAAGCGUAACCGCAGGUCGGGUUCAAAAUUAUUCGGGAAUAAGAAAAGUUUUUUAAAACCGAAUUGUACUCUUCGUUUGAGUAUGAAAUUGGAAGACGACGUGAUUUUAUACCGGAUAAGCAACAGAAUGAAUAUUUUUAUGCAUGUUUUCAUUGAAAUAUAAUUGAAAUUUUAAGGGCUUCGAAAAUCAAUGAGAAAAUUGCAUACUACUUAAGAAGUCAUUUUUUGCAGAGUAUAGAUCUUGCAUGCAACGGAAAAUAAGUACGUUCGAAAGCCGACACCCUGAGGUAACUGGAAUAAUAUAGACUUAUGCUUCAUAAUGAUUAGUUUUACAACAUUGUUUAAUUUAUUUUUUUCGAAACGAGAACGCAUUUUGAAAUUUUGGUUGACAUUUCAUGAGUAAGCAGAUCUUCUGUAUCUAUAUUUGAUGCGACCUGGUAGAUAGUUGUGCACGACUGUCGAUUCUACAGCACAAGAGGAGCUUUUUCGAUAGAUGACAGUCGCCGAUGUGUCGUCGAGCGUAUUUCUUCCAUAAUAGGGCAACUGGUGAUUACUGUUCUUAAGCUGGAGAAGAUGGCGGUUUUAGGGAUCUCCGGUCAAGUUAUUGUCUAAAAGCCAGAUAGGAGACAAUGUAUGCAUUAGCGCUAAAUGCGGCUUAAAAAGUUAUUUCAAACAAUCGAAGGUCUAUGUGAACUCACGGUGUUAUGUUUCUCCGUUCACAUUAUCUUCUCGGUUUAUCCACUGCUGUCGCUAUAGGUGAUGCACUGAUGACUGUGACUGAAUGUGAGUCUGGGCGUUUAAUUGGACUGCUCCCUGGGAAUUAACUUCCAGGUAAACUGCAAGAUUUCGUCCCUAAUGAGACAGUCAAGAGUCGAUGCCAACCCGAUGCGACGGACGGUUGAGGCAGUUGGAACCUUUUAUUCCUUUCCUACUUCAUGCGUAUUGUUUUAAUUAUAUUCAAUGCUUCGUGUUGGUCUGCGGUGCAAGUGAGUUAAGAGCAGCUAGCUGGAAGGUUGGCUCGGCUCUGUUCUCCAGGAUAUGUGAAUACUCCUACAAUCCUAAGAACCCUCGGCAAUAGAUGAGGUGUUGUUUCGGGCCGAUCGAGCCAAGUUCCCUUAAUGAAAUCCUCUGGGCCAAUUUGGUCGAGGAUUCAUAAUUUUACCGACGACUUAUCUAUCGGCCAAAACGGCCUUUCCACCAGCGCACUAUCAGAGCCAACGGUAGUUAUGUGUCCAUCCCUCUCCACAUACAUCCCUUCUUCCCUUUCUUACUCCUUCCCAACUUCUUUGGUUGUUUUGAUCGGUGACACGACCCAGCUAUCCCCUUUUAAUGAAACUUCGGUUGGAAUUAAUUAGUGUCUACUUUCCUUCUUCUCAUUGGAGGUUACGGUGAUAAGCAAGGCGUAUCAGUCACGGAGUUCGUCCCGCCAUCAAGUCGGUCCAUGUCAUCUCGCAAGAAGUUUGACUUCUGGACCUGGUCCGAUCCCAGAAAAAUUGAUUCUUUAAAACGCAUCAAACGAGCAUUUACUCUGUGCUAA
This is a messenger RNA of Spirometra erinaceieuropaei, 7453 nucleotides long. The record is from the annotation of a GenBank genome assembly. Lineage: Eukaryota; Metazoa; Platyhelminthes; Cestoda; Diphyllobothriidea; Diphyllobothriidae.